GGAAGAAAAGUCUGAAGAGCAGGAUCUCCAGGGCCUGAAGGACAAACCUUUGAAGUUCAAAAAGGUGAAGAAGGAUAAGAAAGAAGACAAAGAGGGCAAGCAUGAGCCCCUGCAGCCAGCAGCCCACCACUCUGCCGAGCCAGCAGAGGCCGGCAAAGCAGAGACCUCAGAAGGGUCAGGCUCGGCCCCAGCCGUGCCAGAAGCUUCUGCAUCCCCCAAGCAGCGGCGCUCCAUCAUUCGUGAUCGGGGCCCCAUGUACGAUGACCCCACUCUGCCGGAAGGUUGGACCCGAAAGCUUAAGCAAAGGAAAUCUGGCCGCUCCGCUGGGAAGUAUGAUGUGUACUUGAUCAAUCCCCAGGGAAAAGCCUUUCGCUCUAAAGUGGAGUUGAUUGCGUACUUCGAAAAGGUAGGCGACACCUCCCUGGACCCUAAUGAUUUUGACUUCACGGUAACCGGGAGAGGGAGCCCCUCCCGGCGAGAACAGAAACCACCUAAGAAGCCCAAAUCUCCCAAAGCUCCAGGAACUGGCAGAGGUCGGGGACGCCCCAAAGGGAGUGGCACCACAAGACCCAAGGCAGCCGCGUCAGAGGGUGUGCAGGUGAAAAGGGUUCUGGAGAAAAGUCCUGGAAAGCUACUCGUCAAGAUGCCUUUCCAAGCUGCGCCGGGCAGCAAGGCAGAAGGGGGUGGGGCCACCACCUCAGCCCAGGUCAUGGUCAUCAAGCGCCCCGGCCGGAAGCGAAAAGCGGAGGCCGACCCCCAGGCCAUUCCCAAGAAACGAGGCCGAAAGCCGGGCAGUGUGGUUGCUGCCGCCGCUGCCGAAGCCAAAAAGAAAGCCGUGAAGGAGUCAUCAAUCCGGUCCGUUCAGGAGACCGUGCUGCCCAUCAAGAAGCGCAAGACCCGGGAGACGGUGAGCAUUGAGGUGAAGGAGGUAGUCAAGCCCCUGCUGGUGUCCACGCUCGGCGAGAAGAGCGGGAAGGGACUGAAGACCUGCAAGAGCCCAGGGCGGAAAAGCAAGGAGAGCAGUCCCAAGGGGCGCAGCGGCAGCGCCUCCUCGCCCCCCAAGAAGGAGCACCACCACCACCACCACCAUGUGGAGCCCCCGAAGGCCCCCGCGCCGCUGCUCCUGCCCCCGCCCCCACCCCCGCCCGAGCCCCAGAGCUCCGAGGACCCUGCCAGCCCCCCUGAGCCCCAGGACUUGAGCAGCAGCGUCUGCAAAGAGGAGAAGAUGCCGAGAGCAGGCUCGCUGGAGAGCGAUGGCUGCCCCAAGGAGCCUGCUAAGACUCAGCCCACGCUCGCCACCGCGGCCCCGGCCACAGAAAAGUACAAACACCGAGGGGAGGGAGAGCGCAAAGACAUUGUCUCAUCCUCCAUGCCAAGGCCAAACAGAGAGGAGCCUGUGGACAGCCGGACGCCCGUGACCGAGAGAGUUAGCUGACUUUACGCAGAGCGGAUUGCAAAGCAAACCAACAAGAAUAAAGGCAGCUGUUGUCUCUUCUCCUUAUGGGUAGGGCUCUGACAAAGCUUCCCGAUUAACUGAAAUAAAAAAUAUUUUUUUUUCUUUCAGUAAACUUAGAGUUUCGUGGCUUCAGGGUGGGAGUAGUUGGAGCAUUGGGGAUGUUUUUUUCUUAUCGACAAGCACAGUCAGGUUGAAGACCUAACCAGGGCCAGAAGUAGCUUUGCACUUUUCUAAACUAGGCUCCUUCAACAAGGCUUGCUGCAGAUACUACUGACCAGACAAGCUGUUGCCCAGGCUUCUUAGGGUGUGCCUGCACCUCCCUCCCACCCAGUCCCCCCCACGUGGUCACUAGGGACAGAGAGCACUUGAGAAGACACUCCUGGUUUGGGGGCCAUCGGUACCCCAGUCUCAGCUCUCCUCUCCCCCCACACCCCGCCCAGCCUCGAGCUCCACCACCCCACCCUCCAGUCCCCCUUAUGCCCACCCACGUCGGGACCAGGAGGUCCGAGGCAAGAGAGACAGUUGGAUCCUUUAGAGAUGGUGGAGACGGCCAGUGGCUCCAGCCCGUGUGAUCCCACACAUGGGGGCACACAGACGGCUUCCCACCACCCCCAACCCCAAAUCGACCAGGACAUUUCACAGGAUGGGGACAUAGCACCUAUCGGCCCCGGUUCUGGCCCAGCUAGGAGGGAGGCAUCCUUUGAGCCCCCCGGGUGUCGACUGGCCUGCGCCAGAGGCGACAUUGGCCCAGGGCCGGCCUCCAGCGGGUAGCACUAGACAGGGGCCACCAAGGCCAUGGGCCAAGGCCCCAGCAGGCUGGCCCAGGCUGCAGCCAGCGGAGUGCCGCAGGCCAGGCGGAAGGCAUCCCUAGCUGCUCAGAGCAGUUGUGGCCACUAGUUCGAGCCUUAGUAGAUGGGGCCGGGGGCCAGGGGGAAGGCAGAGGAAAUAUUCUUCCAAAACUUUUCCAAUUCUCAACUCCUUUAGGGACAGCUUAGAACUAUUUGCACUAUUGAGUCUUCAUGUUCCCACUUCAAAACAAACCUGCUCUGCGAGCAACCUAGCGGGCUUGACUUGGCGACCCUUUGUCCCUCAGGCCACUAGACGUGACGGUGUUGACAACUACCUGGAUCUGUAUAUACCUGCGCUUGUUUUCAAGUGGGCUCAGCACAUAGGGUUCCCACGAAGCUCCGAAACUCUAAGUGUUUGCUGCAAUUUAUAAGGACUUCCUGAUUGGUUUCUCUCCUCUCCUUUGGUUUCUGUCUCCUUUCAUUUCAGCCUUUUCAUUUCUCCCCUUCCUCCCUUGUCCUCACUGCUCCCUUCUGUUCCAGGCAGCCGCAGUGCCCGACCAUACUUCGAGCCGACACUGGUCAGCUCAGGCCCCCAGAACUCCCCCGACCCUUGGCCUUCCCGCCGUCCACCCCAGCUCCCCCUGCCAACCAUUUCUGAGCCCUGAGGAAGCCCCAGACUCCGCUGAAUCCACCCAGCUCUAGUACCCCAGCCUCUCUGAGGGGCAUGGGAGAGGCAAGAUCUUGCUCUCCCAGGAGUCCCCUCCUUCGGUCAGACCCUGGAUCCCAGGUCUCCUCAGCCUUCCCACUCAAUGGCAGUGGGUAGGAGAAGUGGACCGAGAUUGGGAUUGCAGAGCCAAGGGCAGCACAGAGACCCGCUGUGGCCUGCCAGUGUCACGGAGUGGCCAAGCCCUGACCUUGGCCUGUGCAGGACCCGGCUAGGGUGGGUUAGUCAGGCCAGGCAGCAGGCAAAAUGAGUGCAGAUACCCCCUGCCACUCCUCUGAGCAGUAGUUCUCCUCUGCUGGGCCCUGUGUGGCCUUUGCUUGGUGGCUGGUGGGGGGGGGGGGUUGGUACUUCACACUUUUCCCCAUCAGCACCAGGGGCUGUGGUGUUGGGCUGUCAAGGCUUGGGCUUGUUGCGGGGUGUUCAUUUGUCAGUUUCAGUUCGAGACCCCGUGCUUUUACCCUCUGUUCAGGAAGUCCUUAUUUAGCUGCAUAUCUUCAUCAUAUUGGUAUAUCCUUUUCUGUGUUUACAGAGAUGUCUCUUAUAUCUAAAUCUGUCCAACUGAGAAGUACCUUAUCAAAGUAGCAAACGAGACAGCAGUCUUAUGCUUCCAGAAACACCCACAAGCACGUCCCACGUGAGCUGCUGCCAUGAACUGUCAAGUGCGUGUUGUCUCGUGUAUUUCAGUUACUAUCCCCCAGCUUUCCUCACUGCAGUGUAACCAUGAAGGAGUGAAACAUCUUAGAAACCAUCUAGCACUUCCUUGCCAGUCCUUUAGUGAUCAGGACCCCUAGUUGACAGUUCCAAUCAGUAGCUUCAGAAAAAAAAACGAAACCGUGUCUCUCUCUCCCAGAACGGUUAAAAGCAAGGGAGUUUGCCCUGUUUUGUUUGUGGAGUUGUAGCUGCCCUUUCUAGCAUUUUUGUAUCCAUUUCUUGAUGCUGCAAAAGCAAGUCCCCCAACCAAACCCACUCUGCUGUCCACCUGCUGGGCUUCACUUCUGAGUCCUCCCCCAGGAAGGGAUGGGAGUUGGAAGAGGGGGCGUGUUCGUUGGGGUCCCUCUUUCUCCAAGGACAAAAGGCUCCUGGCACUCUCAGAGGACCCCUGUCCACAUGAGCCCGCUCUCCAGCCCAUUUGUCAUGGAGGUGCCAUCUGGUUUCCUGGGUCAGGUUUUGAGGCAUUAAUUAAACCAAAUCCAUAAAACAUGGCUCCUGGAACCAGUCUCCAAAGCUGACCUCUCCAGCAGCUUGGCAUCAUCUGGUCCUGGGCCAAGGAGAGCUGGGCCUGCCAUGCCCCACUUUGACCUGUAACAGUUGAUUUUGGGGCUGACCGAUGUGGUGGUCGAGAACACCGAAUCUCAAGUGGCGUUUCCUUUCUGCCCAGCCUGACCUGCAGGCCCCUUGCUCCGCAGCUCCCGCCUCUAGAGUUUCAAGGCUAUAGGUGGCACCUUAGGGUUUUCUCCCCCUUUGAUCCACAUUCCCUCUCCCCCAGAUACAGGCAUUAUGAGCGAGUCACCUUUGGGCAGGGGCGCUGAAGGUCCUGUACCACAUCUGUCCUGGAGACAGGUGGACAGAAGGUUGGAGGGCAGGCCUAGCCUUGGAAUUCCUCACCAGCUGUGUCCGGCCCAGUUGGGGAGUGUGAUGUUGAUUCUGUGUGUACUUGAACACCGCGAAGAUUCAGGGGGUAUCCCUUACGGACUGUGUCCAGAAGGCAGGAAUUGAUAAGACAGCUUUCAGAUACCCAAGGGGCUAGGUCGGUCACAUUGGGUCUCCCUGCCCCGUGCCUGUCACUUGGCUGUCCUAACCCGUGUCAUUGCUGGCAUUGACACCACAGUGAGGUGUGGCCCCUGGGCCACAGCAAGGUCCAGCACAUGUCCCUUCUGCACCGUAGUCCCUAUAGAAAGGCACAAGAGACCCCCCCAGAAAUGCCCUGCUCCUCCCCACCACUCCCCUCAGCUCCCUGGACAGUGGAAGCCACAGUGGUGGCCUGGGCAUGCCGGCCACAGCCAGCACCUGACUUCUCUCCUGAGCCCCCAUGCCAUUGCUAGCAGCAGUCUGCUCAGUGGUGGUAUGCCAGCCUAGAGGCCACGAGCAGUGGCGGUGGGACAUGGAACAGCACCAGGUUGUCACCUGCCUCCCUGCCUGUCAUUGCCGUGACAGCCAUCAUGAAGGAGGGUACUUAAUAGCCACAAGCACGCUGCUAUCUUUGGUGGGAGAGCAGUUUCCUUAGCUGACAGGAUCUCUGGAUUUGAAGUAACUUCUAACAAGCAGCGUGAGCCCAGGAGGGAACAGAGGGUGUAAAGGGAAGCCACCAGGUAUGGCAGCCUGGAUCUCGUGGAGCCUGGCAGUUGAGCUCUGUGCCUCCUCUCCAGAGUGUUCCUACCAGGCCCAACAAGGCCAGGGGAGGUCACAGGCAUCAGCCCUAGCUCAGCGCAGCCAUCUCUAGCGGGGUCAUGGCCCCAGAUUGUUUUUCUGAUGUGAGUUGCCUGUGUGGGUGGCCCAGACCAUCCAGACCUUGGGGAAGUGAGUUCUCUCUAGAGCCCUGUGGGCAUCAGCCUACUGACCCCCUGAGUACUGGCCAGUGCCUGGGGAGGGCCAGGGGCACAGGCGUGUUGCCAGGCUCGUAGUGGAAUCCCCGCUCUCGAGCCCGACAGCCCCGCCACGUGUUCCGGCUCUCAGUUGCUCUCUGCAAGGGCCCCAUCUCAGCACUCUGCUCUACUGGAGGGGUUUGUUGAGUGUUUUUGCUUCUUUCUCUUUUUGAAUCUGUAUCAAUCUUUAGAAAACAUAGCGGAAUUAUUAGAGCUCGCUAGGAUACUGCCUCACCCAGGGUCUAAAGUUCCAUGUUCAAGGGGAAAAAAAGGGAACACUGAAGCCCCUUGUCAACAUUGCAGAAGGAAGACCUAGGAAACCUUGAGCAAGAAACUACAUCCUGAUGUUUCUGAGUGAAUAAGAGCAAGCUUUUGCCAAAAAAAAGGCUGAUCUAAGAGGACUUGGAGCCUGGCCUGCUGUGUGGCCAGCGCUGCAGGUGAAGGGGAAUCCAGCCUGAAACUGCUGGGUCUGUGCCUUGGAGCCCUUGGGGCACUGGAGAGUCUAUCUCUCUGUCUCUUUCUCUGGCUCUCGGGUAGCGGUCCCUGCAGGGAGACCUGCCUGUCUCGAAGCUACAGCAGCCCAGCUCCAGGUGGGAAAGGGGGGCGCUCAGCAGAGAAUUGUGAAGGCACGCAACCUCCUCGCUACCUGACUUCACCUGUUCUUCCUCUGUCAUCUCCAGCGAGCCUACCCCAAAUGCCGAGGUGUCAGGAAGAAUUGGUUUGAAUUAGGCCCCAGGCCACUAAGCAGGAGAAAGUGAUGUCUCCUCCACAGCGUCUGCCUGUGGUGUGGCCUGCCCCUGAGGACAGUCCCUGGCUCUGCGCUCCUUGGGGCCUGGGGCCAAGGGAGGGCAGGGGAGAGAACCCUCAUGGAAGGGGCUUCAGCUGGGGGUUUCCAAAUAUUGGGGAAACUUGCCUUGGUUCUGCCGCCACCCCCUCGGUCACCUGUCUCCUUGAGUCCUGCUCAGCGGUGAGAGGAAAAGGCCACGAGAUUUGGCUCCUGCCCACUGGUAGUCCCUCUCCCCACAGUGUCUGUGUGUCAAGUGACAAAGCUGUUCUUCCUGGUGACCCGGAUUAUAUCUAGUAUCUUCUAGACUAUAUGCAUAGACCUGCUUGGUCUUUUCUGUCCUGGGCUUUUGUUUUGCUCUUUAGUUUUGCUUUUCCCUCUCCUGUCCCUUUUAUUUAAAUACACUGACUAGACACACAAAGCAGUUGAAUUUUUAUAUAUAUAUAUCUGUAUAUUGCACAGUUAUAAACUCAUUUUGCUUGUGGCUCCACACACACACAUACACACACACACACACACACACACACAAAGACCUGUUAAAAUUAUACCUGUUGCUUAAUUACAAUAUUUCUGAUAACCAUAGCAUAGGACAAGGGGAAAUUUUAAAAAACCAAAAAAAAAAAGAAAAAAAAAAACACAAAUGAAGAAAACAAACAACAAAAAAAAACCUGACAAAUCCGUCUGCUGGUCACUCGUGUCCAAGCAGAACCGUGGUCUUUCCUCGCUUCUUUCAAGGGCUUCCCAGUGCCGAGCGAAGGAGGCAGCUCCUGGGUUUCGCACUGUUUCUCCCAAGCUUGUGAGGGGGGCCCCAGGGCGCUGGUGUAGGCAGGACAGUUCGUUUCAGUGGGUGGAUGCAAGCGUGCUCCCUGGCUCUGGCGAAGCCCAGAAUGUAGUUGGCACUGCCUGGUCCCCUUUGACCUCUGGGUGGGGCAGCUGGCAUUCAUGGGGGUGACCUGCCCCCCCGACACCCUCCAGUGACCCAGAGUGAUGGUGUGCAGACAGGCAGCAAGCCUCCCCACUGGUAGGGCCCGUCUCUGCCAAGUCUGGGGGCCACAGGGGAGACGUAAGGCUGUGUCUCAAUUCAGAAAGUGUGAGCCGUACCAGGUAGAACAUCAGGGACCCCAGAACCACACGUGCGGUCCAGCGGGUCCCCUCCAGGAGGUAGCGAAGACUCCAGAAACGUUCCUUCCUCUCCCCCCCCCCAAUCCUACGAGUAAUUGCAUUUGCUUUUGUAAUUCUUACUGAGCAAUAUCUGCUAGAGAGUUUAGCCGUAAGUUCUUUUUGAUCAUUUUUUAAGUAAGUAAAAACACCAAAAAAAAAUAAGAAUAAUAUCCAGAAACUUGUUCUUCCAAAGCAGAGAGCAUUAUAAUCACCAGGGCCAAAAGCUUCCCUCCCCGCAUUAUUACUUCUGAGGCCUACGUCCAAAAGAAACCCUUAGAGGCCCUUCAGGUGGCCAGGCACCCCUCAGGCCCCUGGGAGGACCUGGGCCUGGGGGCUGGGCCCCACCUUCAGGUCAGUAUUAGUGGUGGGUUCCUGCCUCUUCUCCUACCCAGCCUGGGCCAGGGGGGCAGAGGAAGCCGCUGCGACCACUGCUGUCCAGCCUCUUGCAGAUGGGUGUUGGCGCGUGUCCAGUUCUGCCCGAGAUCUGAAGGUGGCACCGAAUUAGCCUCAGCCGGUGACCUCUCACCUGGCCUGCCCCAGGCAGCAGGGCCCACCCAGUGCACUGUUCCUGGGUUGCUGGACGGUGGCAUGGCAAAGGCUUGCAGAACUCAAAACCUGCUCCUUCCCUUGCUCCCAAGGCCUCCUUUUCCGUUUAAAUUGUCACUGCUUCAAUAACAGCCGCUCCAGAGUCAGUAGUUGAUGAAUAUAUGACCAAAUAUCAUCAGGACUGUUACUCGGUGUGCUGAGCCCUCUCCUCGCACGGGGCUCCUGUACCCGGACACUGUACCGUGUGCUGUGUUUGCGCUCCUCCCCUCCUCCACCCUCCCCUCGUCUCUCUGGGGUUGUUUCUGUUUGGGUUUGGUUUGGUUUUGAGUUCUCCUUUUGUGUUCCAAACAUGAGCUUCUCUCUACUGGUCCUCUUAACUGUGGUGUUGAGGCUUCUAUUUGUGUAAUUUUCGGUGGGUGAAGGGAAUUUUGCGAAGUAAAUCUCUUCUGUGUUUGAACUGAAGUCUGUAUUGUAACCAUGUUUAAAGUAAUUGUUCCAGAGACAAAUGCUUCUAGACACCUUUUCUUUACCAACAAAAGAAUUUGGAGGGAGGGGAUGGUAACCAGAAGGAGAGGGGCUGUCCUCUUGCCCCAGGAGGGGGAGAGCCAAAGACAGGACCCCCUGCCCAGAUCAGCCAGAAGCCACCCAAAGAAGUGACACCUAUAGCUGACAAAGUAAAUAGCUGACGUGCUGCCAUUUGUGAAGUCAGAGCAAAACCAGGUUUUGGUCCACUCCCAGAUUAGUAGCAUCAAGUUUAUUUUUUUAAGGACAGACAAGGUUGACGUUCCUGCAAGGGGAGCCAGCCACACCUCGGUGGGAGAAGGUCAGGGUGGGCCUGCGGGGCAAGGCUCGGCCAGAGGGUGGGCAUCUCCUUGGAGACCUCCACUGUGGCCACAGGUCAGGCGUGUGUGGACAGGGCAUUACAAUCCGGGGGGGCAUUACCGUUCAGGAUACCAUCAUCAAAUCCACCCCGCCCCACAGUGCACGACACUAACAUAACCUCUGGAUUCCCCACUUUCCUGGACGAGGAGAUGAUGGUGGGGUCGGGGGGUGGUGCAUGCCCUUGGCUGUCAUCUGAUCCCCAGCAAAAUUUGGAUGUGAGAAACCACCCCCCUUCUCGUUUCAUGGCAAAACUCGAUCCUCUUUGAGUAGCCGUUACCUCCCAGACACUAUUGAGGACUGACGAAACAGGGGUGGCCAUGUGCUCCCUUAGCACCCGGGGUCGCCCCCUCUUCGAGGACAGUGCUGACCAUUUGGGAAUGGGGCUUAGGAGCGAGAAGAACCAAGCAGGGUUACCGCCCCCUCCUGAGUCGCAGGGACCCUGGUCACCCUGUGCAGAGGGAGCUGGCUCCAGCCCAGGAGGAAAAGGGCUGGAAAAGUGUGUGUGGGGUGCGGGGAGUCACCCAGGACAGACUUGGCUGGAGAUGAUCUCCAAAAGCCCUCUAUCGCAUUCACCUUCAGUUUUUGUGUUUUGGGACAAUUACUUUAGAAAACUUAAGUAGGUCGUUUUAAAAACAAAAAAUAUUGAUUGCUUUUUUGUAGUGUUCAAAAAAAGGUUCUUUGUGUAUAGCCAAAUGACUGAAAGCACUGAUAUAUUUAAAAACAAAAGGCAAUUUAUUAAGGAAAUUUGUACCAUUUCAGUAAACCUGUCUGAAUGUACCUGUAUACGUUUCAAAAACACCCCCACUGAAUCCCUGUAACCUAUUUAUUAUAUAAAGAGUUUGCCUUAUAAAUUUACAUAAAAAUGUC
Messenger RNA from Bubalus bubalis (water buffalo), 9790 nucleotides. RefSeq names its product methyl-CpG binding protein 2 (gene MECP2). The coding region runs from base 254 to 1435 and encodes 393 amino acids. Gene Ontology annotation, cellular component: heterochromatin; nucleus. The transcript has 2 exons. Gene Ontology annotation, molecular function: double-stranded methylated DNA binding; methyl-CpG binding; chromatin binding. The record is from RefSeq and is a predicted model, not a curated record. Gene Ontology annotation, biological process: negative regulation of transcription by RNA polymerase II. NCBI's taxonomy places the organism in Eukaryota, Metazoa, Chordata, Mammalia, Artiodactyla, Bovidae.